CGAACUAAGCACUAAGCUAGGUUUUUUUGUGGAUCUAACAAGUGGGCAAGAUGAUGGAUAGACCUCGCUUUUAAUACUAGACUUCAGCGCCCGAUAGCUCUCCCUCCACUAGAAUCCUCCACCUUUGUCAAGCAUUUCCUCCGUCAAGACGCGCCCCCCGCUCCUCUUCCGCCAGAUCGCGGCGCUUUCCUGGCGGAGUUGAUCCGCGAGGGAGGAGUCGGAACAGAGGCGCCGCGGAACUUGACAGACAAGGUCGCUGCCCUGAGGUUUUUGAGAAGUUUCAAAGUCUGUCAGCUUUUGAAAGUAGUGCAGGUUUUUGGAUUGGAAGUCUUGAGUGCAACGCGUUGCGUUUAAGUAUUUGAGGUGGAGACUUUGGGCGGGUUUGAAGCUUUUGGCUUGCAGCUUGAAGCUCGUGGCCGCUUUCAGUAUGAAGCUUUGAGCUUCAGCGAAGCUCUAGGCGUAAAGCUUCGGGCUUGGCGCUUUGAUUUUGGAGCUUUGGACUUGCAAGCUGAAGCUUUGGACUCGAAGUGUUGGCUCUGCAGUCUUGGACCUGAGAUUUUUGGUUGUGAAGUCUUGGACUCAGGGUCUUGGAUUUGAAAUCUAGGAUUUAAGACUUUGGAUUUGAAGCGUUUGGCUUCAAGUGUUGGGCUUGAGGUCUUGGCUUUGAAGUUUUGGGCUUGAAGUCUUGGAUUCGAAAUCUUGGAGCUAAAGUUUUGGGCUUGAGGUCUUGGAUUGGAGGUUUUGGAAUCAAAUCCAAGACCUCAAAUGCAAGGCCACAAGCCCAAGCCUUCAAAUCCAAAAUUUCGAGCCCAAGACUGUUCCGCUUGAGUUUUUGGAUUUGGGUUUUCAUAUUUGAAAAAUUUGAAACAAAUUGUGGCUGAUAAGGUCAAAAAUUUUGCUAUUUUUGCGCAAAAUAUGAAACUUUUGAUUUUAUCGCUCCGAGUUUACAUUGGAUCGCCUGCGGUCGCGAUUGGCUACACAUCACGGGCAGCGUGUUGGCCGGAGUGGCGACCGUGGGCGAAUGACAUGCCACGCCCGAGAGCUCGUAAGUUCCUAAGUUCAUAGGUUCGUAGGCUCAUGGUUUUGUUGUGUGAGUGUCUUUGGUUCGAGUGUCUUUGGUUCGAGUGUUUUCGGUUCCAGUGUUUCUGGUUCGGAGGUUGGCGGGGUCGUUGUUGAUUUUUUAUUUGGCUCUUUAAUAUUCUCAGAUUGUAGCAAGAAUUAUCCUUAUAUAUACGCAGUGCCCCGGGAUGAAUAUGUAAGAAGUUGCUACCUCACUUUUCAACGUAAAUCUAAUGAGCCAAGUUUAGAGCCCUUUUUGCUUGGAAAUUAAAUGAACCGUGGUUAUUAUUUUCAUAAUUUUUCACCUGCUAACUCGUGGUAGAUUUUUCCGUCGUAUCAUCGUCGCUGAAAUAGUUUCGUGGAUAUUCCAGACUUGUUUCGAGUUGUUUUUCCCUCAUCGACCCUUGCACAAAAUUCCGGAGAAACGUUUGUGGCUGGGUAAUGUCCUGGGGUGCUGUGAGCUCCCUGAAAGUUUUUUUAUCAUAGUUUCAAAAUGAAUACUCCGGGAACUUAAGAAGUGACUCAUUCCCCAUCGACAUGUCAAACAAAAUUCAAUCCAUUACGGAUCCGAAGAGACAGUGUAAGUUGAAUAAUCUUUGUUCAGAAUCGGGUCGACAUAGAAGUGGACUAAAGAU
Messenger RNA from Amoebophrya sp. A25, 1694 nucleotides. The record is from the annotation of a GenBank genome assembly. Lineage: Eukaryota; Dinophyceae; Syndiniales; Amoebophryaceae.